Molecule: messenger RNA, 602 nt
Organism: Magnolia sinica
Lineage: Eukaryota; Viridiplantae; Streptophyta; Magnoliopsida; Magnoliales; Magnoliaceae
Product: FCS-Like Zinc finger 3-like
Exons: 2
Coding region: 213-569 (118 amino acids)
Source: RefSeq, a predicted model, not a curated record
UCUCUUUCUCUCUCUUGGGCUCGCCCCCUCUCUCGCUUGGGCUUUUCUUCUUCCUUGAUCCAUUCCUCUCUCUUGGGCUCUCUCUCGUGGGCUUUUCUUCUUCAUUGAUCCAUUUCUCUCUCUUGGGCUCUCUCUUUCUCGUAGGAUUUUCUUCUGUUAUCUCCCCCCAUCCCCUCUCUCUCUCGCUCGCUCGACGAGGGUCUGGAAGGAAGAUGGAUUUCAUCUCAACGUCUUCCAAUGCAAAUGGCAGCAGCUGCGUUAUCAGAGCCUUUUCUCCUUCAAAGCCUUCCACGUUCGAAGGCGAUGACCGCCAUCGUUUCUUGCAUGCAUGCAAUCUCUGCAACAAACCCUUCUCAAAAGACAAAGACAUCUUCAUGUACAGGGAUAGAGCUUUCUGCAGUGUGGAGUGCCGGCAAGUGCGGAUGGAUACGGACGGGGCCGAGGAGGAGGAGUGGAACUCGGGCAAGGCGAGGAAGGGCAAAACCGACCGAGCGAAAUAUUGCCUAUUCCACGGUGCGGUUGGUAUUUUCUGCAGGUGUGCGCGACAGUUAGCUGUACUGUUAGUUUGAUCUGGGCUCUUGAGUUUUGGGUUUGUUGCUGUA